ACAAACUCAGAAAGUGUCCACGAUCGCAGAUUCAGUAUCCAGAAGAGGUACGUACAGAACUACAAUGGUGGAUGGAGAAUAUCAAUCAGAAGUCAGCGAUUCAUCUCCAAAGAAUGCCGACGAACCACGUCAUCACCGACGCGUCGGACAUUCAAUGGGGAGCCCUGGUGAACAACGAUAUGAUAAAAGGCCUAUGGGAGCAACACCAGACAAAAUGGCAUUGCAAUCUGAAGGAAAUGUAUGCUGUGAUAGCCGCUAUAUCAGCCAAAGCAAAGGUGCUCCAGAAUUCUACAGUGAUUCUUCAGAGCGACAACAAAACAGUCGUGUCUUAUAUAAAAAACGAAGGAGGAACACGAUCACGUCAAUUGCUAGAUCUGACCCAACAGCUGCUGGAACUAGUGGACCACCUCAACAUUGUGCUCCGGCCUCACCACCUACCAGGCCUGUGCAACACCGAAGCAGAUCACCUCUCACGAAAUCGCGUCGCCGCCGAGUGGCACCUCACAGGCGAGGAAACAUCGAGACUGUUCGGCAUGUGGGGCACGCCAGACCUAGACCUCUUUGCGUCACAGACAGCACAUGUCGUAGCAAACUAUGUUUCGCUAGACUUGUCAGACUCGAACGCUUACUUUCACGACGCGUUCAGCAGAUCCUGGCACUACCGACUUGCAUGGCUGUUCCCGCCGCCCAGCCUAAUACCCAGGGUACUGGAUCACCUCAAUUCAGCCUCAGGUCAGUACAUUCUCGUAGCACCCAAGUGGACGAAGUCUUUUUGGAGGCCAGACCUGAAGAAUCGAGCUCUAAAACGUCCCGUAAAACUCAGAAAUCUGGAAAAGACGCUGGUGGACACGGCGACAAUGCUACCGCCGGCACAAGUCGGAAAGUUACACCUGGAAGCCUGGCUCAUUUCGGGUGGGAUGCCCUGACGGAUACAUGGACGCCGCAAGAGAAACAGUUAUUGUCAUCGUGUUGGAGGCAGUCUACAAUAAAGACUUAUGCCCCUAUUUGGAGUAGAUGGGUGAGAUUUUGUCAAGAAAAUAGCAUUAAUUUUCGUUUACCGGAACCAGUAAAUGUAGCUAGGUAUCUCGGUUAUCUAUUUUUAAACGAUGGUCUCUCUUACAGAACGAUUCUUGUUCAUAAAUCAGUUAUUGCAUCCGUUUGUGAAACAAUAUCUGAGGUUAAAAUUACUGCAAACCCGAUAGUAAAACAUAUACUGAAAGCUAUUUCCUUGGCAAGACCGGCGCCCUCUCAAUUACCGAUUUGGGAUGCAAGGAUUUUGAUUAGAUUCUUAAAGAGUUGCAAUAUAAAUUUAAAUAGUUUAUAUCAAGUAUCUAGACACACAGCUGCUAUUUUACUAUUAUCUUCUGGCCGUAGAGUACACGAUCUUACACUUUUACAUACUGAUAGUCAACAUUUUAUAGAUAACACUGAUUCUAUUACCUUGCACCCCGUUUUCGGGUCGAAAACUGACUCAUCCUCAUAUCAAAAAUCUAGCUGGACAUUUUUGGCCGCACCGGAAAAAAGCAUCGAUGCAGUAUAUUGGUUACGUAGACUAGUAAAUAUGACCCAAGGGACCUGGGAAAAUAUUACUAAUUUAUUCUUAGCAACUAAAAGUCCUACAAGGCCAGCUACUGCAGCUAUGAUUGGUGGUUGGAUAAAGAGGCUUCUAGCUGAUGCAGGUAUUCAGGCUUCAGCUGGAAGCUGUAGAUCAGCAGUCUCAUCUUUAAAUUGGAUAGAAAACUACCAUAUUAAUGAUAUCAUA
This is a messenger RNA of Manduca sexta (tobacco hornworm), 1762 nucleotides long. RefSeq lists its product as uncharacterized. NCBI's taxonomy places the organism in Eukaryota, Metazoa, Arthropoda, Insecta, Lepidoptera, Sphingidae. Gene Ontology annotation, molecular function: nucleic acid binding. Bases 72 to 926 code for a protein of 284 amino acids. The record is from RefSeq and is a predicted model, not a curated record. The transcript has a single exon.